AUGGGAGAGUUAAUCCGAUCACAGUUAGUCUCAUAUGGUCAGUUAAUCGUGCCCAUGAGUGUAGCUGAGGAGACCAUUCAAUUAAUAGGUGAGUUAAAUUGUGUUCAAUUUGUUGACUUGAAUAGUACUGAGUUAAGUUUCAACCGUCGUUAUUGCAACGAGUUAAAGCGUUGUGAUGAAUUAGAGCGGAAAAUGCGGUACUUCAAUGAGAUGAUAACCAAAGAGGAAGAACGUCCUGACUUUGGUGGUUUAAAAUUCCAGCGCAUUUCUGAAGUGUUUGAUACGGAGCGGGAGUCCACUGAGAAUUUAGAGUUACGGAUGGAGUCUUUAGAGAAGGAAUUGAAGCAAAUAGAGUCUGAUUGUACGAUCAAUGAGAAUGAGUUAGAGAAGUUAGAAGAGGGUUUAUUAGUCUCAAGUAACAUGGACAAUUUAUUUGAGAACAUGGCGGAUAUCAGUGUUGGUGGUUUGAAGUAUGUCAUUGGAGUAGUUGAGAAGACCAAAUACGAUGCCAUCCAACGACUGAUAUGGCGAAUCUCACGAGGACUUGUUUUGAUUAAAUCGACUGAUUUGUCGGAGAACUCAAAUUUACGGAACUUCUUAGUGUUAUUCCAAGGCGAUGAUUUAGAAGUCCGGAUCACCAAGUCGUGUCAAUCAUUAGGUGUUCGAAUGUACACUAAAGUUCCUUUAGAUCAGCUUGAACGUCGCAAUUUUGUUGAAGAAGCUUUGAAUAGUAAACAAACGUUGUCUGAACUCUUUGAAGGGAGUACCAAGCAGAAGCGAGAAUUAUUAAAGAAAAUAGCAAUUAAAUUAGAAGACUGGAAAGAGACAGUAACACGUGAGAAACUCAUUUACUUCACUUUGAAUAUGUUCCGAGUCGAUAGAGGACAAACAUUAACAGGAGAGUGUUGGUAUCCGUCCGCUCGCUUUGAUGAUAUUGUCCAAAAACUGGGGCAAUUGGACCAAAGUAAUAUGUCCCCCGUGUUCACCCCUAUCCCCCCACACCCUAAAGCUAUUGUCCCGACUUUUAAUAAGACGAAUUCGUUCACACAGACCUUCCAAGACUUGACGGAUUCAUAUGGUACGCCGCACUAUGGAGAGAUCAACACGGCGUGGUUGAAUAUCGUCACCUUCCCGUGGCUCUUUGGUGUGAUGUUUUCCGAUUGUGGGCACGGCUUCUUCAUCUUCUUGUUUGGCUUGUCGUUCAUCAUCUUUGCGAAGAAGUUACAAGGGAAAGCGAUGAACGACAUCUUUGUGAUGUUAUUUGAUGCGCGGUAUCUGUUAAUGUUGAUGGGAUUGUACUCGAUGUACUGCGGGUGUCUCUUCAACGAGUUCUUUGGGUUCUCCAUUGACUUUUUUGGGACUGCGUGGGAUGUGAAGAAUGAGAGUAAAGGGGUGUACGAGCGUUCUGAUAAUGGUUACAUCUAUUACUUUGGAGUUGAUCCCAUUUGGAAGUCGUCCAACAACGAGUUGUACUAUUUGAAUUCGCUGAAGAUGAAGUUGUCGAUCUUAAUUGGUGUCUUCCAUAUGAUCUUUGGUAUCAUUCUGUCGCUCUUCAAUUACAUCCAUAUGAAGAAAUACAUCAACAUUUGGUUCCAUUGGAUCCCUGAGAUGAUCUUCAUGAUCUGUUCCUUUGGAUAUUUGUGCUUCUUAAUCAUCUUCAAAUGGUGUGCGCCGUUCCAAGAAGGUGCGCCAAUGCUGACGAACGUCUUUUUGGAGAUGUUCCAGAACUUUGGGAUUGUCACUGAAGAAAACCAUAUUUAUAGUGGACAGGAAGUCAUUGAACCAAUUUUGUUGGUGCUGGUCAUCAUCUCGUUAAUCCUCAUGUUUGUACCUAAACCAGCGAUUUUAUAUUACCGACUCAGAAAACACCAAAAAGCACUUCCCGAGUGUCGGCCACUCCUUUCAGAAGGAGGGAAUACGGAAGAAUCGAUGUUUGAAGAUAAUAUGGUGCCCCCAGCGACGGAUACGGACAGUUUGAUAUUCCAAGUGAAAGAGGAGAAGAAAGAAAGUGGAGAAGAAGAGGAAGAAGAUAAUGAAGAAGGAAACUCUUUGAUGGAAAUCAUCAUCUUUAACUCGAUUCAUGGCAUCGAAUUUGUACUUGGAUGUAUCUCAAAUACAGCAUCAUAUCUCAGACUGUGGGCGUUAUCACUCGCACACGCGGAACUUAGCGCUGUCUUCUUGGAGAACGUAUUCUACUUGUUGCUCGGGAUGAAGAUCUGCGUGACUAUCUUUGUCGGAUUCGCUGUGUGGGCUAUGAUCACUUUGGCAAUUUUAAUUGGAAUGGAAUCACUCUCUGCUUUCUUACAUACCCUCAGAUUGCACUGGAUCGAAUUCCAAAAUAAGUUCUAUGUCGGAGAUGGUGUGCCAUUCACUCCAAUUAAGUUGGAGCCAAGAAAGUCGUUCUUCGAUCAAGUUGAUAGCAGACAAUAA
Messenger RNA from Entamoeba invadens IP1, 2430 nucleotides. RefSeq names its product vacuolar ATP synthase 98 kDa subunit, putative. NCBI's taxonomy places the organism in Eukaryota, Evosea, Mastigamoebida, Endamoebidae. The record is from RefSeq and is a predicted model, not a curated record. Bases 1 to 2430 code for a protein of 809 amino acids. Gene Ontology annotation, cellular component: vacuolar proton-transporting V-type ATPase complex; vacuolar proton-transporting V-type ATPase, V0 domain. The transcript has a single exon. Gene Ontology annotation, biological process: proton transmembrane transport; vacuolar acidification. Gene Ontology annotation, molecular function: proton-transporting ATPase activity, rotational mechanism; ATPase binding.